GUUUUCUAACAAAUUUUAGAAGCAGUAUUUUAUUAUAUUCCCCUAACCCUCAUGAAUGUUGAGGGAGACCUGUACUUCAUCCUCAAAUUUGAGCUCUCUCAAGCUCACAUUUUGUUCAAAAAUGGUUUUAAAUACUUGGUGUAUAAUAAAUUUGAAAUUGAAAUACUUCUGUAAUUAUGAUCAUCAGGAACGUAUAACGCUGAGCACCCAACCAUACAAGCAUUCUGGCAGGUUCUCCGAGGAUUUGAUGAAACUCAAAAACGACAACUUCUCAAAUUUGUUACCAGUUGUUCUCAUCCUCCUCUUCUGGGGUUUAAGGAGUUACAACCAGCCUUUUGUAUCCAGCCUUCUGGAUCUGAGGAUCGCCUUCCUACUGCCUCCACAUGUAUGAAUCUUCUCAAGCUUCCUGAAUAUAAAAGUGA
Cherax quadricarinatus is the source of this 422-nucleotide messenger RNA. The record is from RefSeq and is a predicted model, not a curated record. Lineage: Eukaryota; Metazoa; Arthropoda; Malacostraca; Decapoda; Parastacidae.